AAUCUGUUUAUAGUUCUACCGUCGUUCACUCCUUUCAUAACACGCUGGUGAUCAAGGUUUAGCAACUAGUACUAUAUUUAUUUCUCCAGUUGACCGGUUCUUUUCUGUCUUGCUUCUCAAUAUGGAAUCUGAUAAGAAACCUACUUUGACAUCUAAUAAUUGUGCAAAAGCUUAUGAGGAUAGUUUGCAAGUUCCCGAAUCGGCAUCGGCAAUUCCUAAAAGACGACAGGAUUUAUUAAAAUGGAAUGGUUGGGGUUAUAAAGAUUCCCAUUUCUUCGUUAACAAGAAUGAACAAGGAGAAUUUACUGGGGAAAGAUAUAACAUUUCCGGGACGAUUAUGCCUGGUAUGAAAGACUUUAUGAUGCGAAAGGUUUCUAUAGAUUUGAACAAAAAAGCUCCCGCACAGCCCGAGCUAACCGCAAGAGAUAUUCCUGUUCCUAUUACUAAUAAUGAAUUUACAAGUGAAAUCAAAAAAGCCGGUAUUUCCUUCUCAGAUGAUGCACAAGACCGAUUAUUUCGAGGACAUACUUUACACGAAAUAUUUAUCUUAAGAGAAGGACGAUUUGAACGACUUCCAGAUUUAGUUGUUUGGCCAGAAAAGCAUGAAGACGUUGUUAAAAUUGUUGAAUUAGCCAUGCAACACAAUGUGGUUGUAAUACCUUUUGGAGGUGGAACAUCGGUUACUGGCUCCCUUCUCUGCCCUGUUAAAGAAACUAGAAUGAUUGUUUCUUUAGACACAAGUCAAAUGAAAAAAAUACUAUGGGUUGAUGAAAAGAACUUAACCGCGUGUAUCCAAUCAGGAAUAAUCGGACAAGACCUGGAGAGAAAACUCAUGGAAAAGGGAUAUUGUACAGGUCAUGAACCAGAUUCAAUGGAAUUUAGUUCUCUUGGCGGUUGGGUGGCUACCAGAGCUUCUGGAAUGAAAAAAAACGUCUACGGUAACAUUGAAGAUUUAAUUGUCCAUUUUAAAACUGUGACAGGAAGAGGGGUAAUUGAAAAAAGUUGUGUAGUUCCCCGCAUGAGCAGCGGUCCAGAUUUGCAUCAUUUUAUUAUGGGUUCUGAAGGAACAUUGGGAAUAAUAACUGAUGUUGUAAUGAAAAUAAGACCUCUACCCGAAUGCAGAAAAUAUGGAUCAAUAGUCUUUCCAGAUUUUGAGAGUGGAGUAAAAUGUAUGAGGGAAGUUGCUAAACAAAGAUGUGCACCAGCGUCGAUACGGCUAUUAGAUAAUGAUCAAUUUCAGUUUGGUCAUGCUUUAAAAGCUGAGAAUAAAUCCAUCAUUUCUGGGUUUAUGGAAGGAAUUAAAAAACUUUAUAUUACCAAAAUAAAAAGAUUUGACUUGGAGAAAAUUUCGGUUGCUACUUUACUCUUUGAAGGCAAUAAAUCUGAAGUUGCUGCUCAGGAAAAACGAGUAUAUGAAAUUGCAGCUCAGUUUGGAGGCAUUCCUGGUGGUGAAGAAAACGGUCAAAGGGGAUAUAUGUUAACCUUCGUCAUUGCUUAUCUUCGAGAUAUCGCUCUUGACUACAAAGUUGUUGCCGAAAGCUUUGAAACUUCAGUACCCUGGGAUAGACUAUUGGACAUGUGCCGAAAUGUUAAAGAUAGAAUAACGAGAGAGUGCAAGGAGAGAGGACUACAACACGCACCUUACGUAACUUGCAGAGUUACUCAAACAUACGACGCUGGAGCAUGUGUAUAUUUUUACUUCGCUUUUAACUAUAUUGGUACAGCAAAUCCAGUACACAUGUAUGAAAAUAUCGAAAAUUGUGCUAGAGCUGAAAUCCUAGCUAAUGGUGGUAGUAUUUCUCAUCAUCAUGGAGUUGGAAAAAUCCGUCAAAAAUUUUUAGAACCAACAAUUUCCGCUCCAGGAGUUGGAACUCUACAGGCUGUAAAAGAAUUUCUAGAUCCAAAGAAUAUAUUCGCAAAUGGAAAUCUAAUGAUCGACGUUAAAUCAAAAAUAUAG
This is a messenger RNA of Dimorphilus gyrociliatus, 1957 nucleotides long. NCBI's taxonomy places the organism in Eukaryota, Metazoa, Annelida, Polychaeta, Dinophilidae. The record is from the annotation of a GenBank genome assembly.